AUUCCCCACUUCCUCAUCCGCGUUCAAGCACCGAAAAGGAAACUGAUUCCCCUCUCAUGCGCGUGGUAGGAACGCUAGCGUCCGCUCUACUGGCGGCGUCCGCAUCGGCUUCUUGCGACCCGAGCAAGUGGACGCCUCCCUCCGAUGGCGUGUACAACACGACGAGUCGCGUGGACCCGAACAAGCUCAAUGUUCACCUCAUUGCGCACUCUCAUGACGACCCUGGUUGGCUCAUCAGCGUGGACCAGUACUACACGCAAAGAGUGCAAUACAUCCUGGACACGGCUGUGGAGGAACUCGUACGCAACCCGGACCGCCAGUUCAUGUACGUGGAGCAAUCAUUCUUCCAGCGUUGGUGGCACCAACAAGGCUCCGAGGUGCGUGGCGUCGUCAAGCAGCUCGUGCGCGAAGGCCGCUUGGACCUGACGGUCAAUGGCGGCUGGUGCAUGCACGACGAGGCCACUCCGCACUAUAUCGCCAUGGUGGACCAGACAGCGUACGGCCAUCAACUGCUCAUGGACGAGUUCGGCAUUAGUCCGCGUAUCGGCUGGCAGAUCGAUCCGUUCGGCCACUCGGCUACGCAGGGCUCGCUGUUGUCUCAAGGUGUGGGCUUCGACGCGCUCUACUUCGCACGUAUCGACUACCAGGACUACGGGAACCGCAAGAAGAACAAGGAUCUCGAGUUUAUCUGGCGUCCCAGCAAGUCACGCGGCAAGGCAUCACAAGUGUUUACUGGAGAGAUCAUUGAUCACUACUGUCCACCGGGAAAAUUUGACUUUGGCAACAACGGCAACCAAAUCCAAGACGACGCUGAACUGCACGACUACGACGUGUGUGACGAGGUCGAGCAGUUCGUGAGCAAUGCCAAGAUGCGCGGCGACCAUUCUAAAGGCAACCACGUGUUCAUUCCCAUGGGCUGCGACUUCCAGUUCGACAAUUCGCUUCGCUGGUUCAAGAAUAUGGACAAGAUCAUUCACUAUGUGAACCAGGACGGCCGAGUGAAUGUGCUGUACUCCAACUUGUCAUACUACACGGACUUGAAGCGAGAGGAAGGACUCUCGUGGAGUGUCAAGACCGACGAUUUCUUUCCCUAUGGUUCGGCCCAAGACGACUACUGGUCGGGCUUCUUCACUAGUCGACCGACGUUGAAGCGGUUUGCACGUGUGGCGAAUACUUUACUGCAGCAAGUUCGUCAGCUUGACGCUGUUUAUCAAAGCCAUCACUCGGCCCCUUUGGACGCAUUGCAACGCGCUGUGGGUCUCGUACAGCACCACGACGGUCUCUCUGGAACUGAGAAGCAAAGCGUCGCUGAUGACUAUUCGCUGCGUCUGAAUGACGGCAUCAUCAAGGCCGAGAAGGAGUUGAACGAAGUGCUGUUCGUGAUCGGAGAGAAGGAGCCGUACCACUUGUGUCUCCUAGCCAACACGAGUGUGUGCGACGUGACCACUCAGAACGCCAACUUUGAAGUGGUGGUACACAAUGCACUGGCACGUACGAGUGUGCAGACGUUGUCGAUCCCUAUCACGCACAAGUCGGCGGAGCUGUCGCUGCUGUCCGGGAAUGCCAAAGUCCGUGAACAGAAUGUCUAUGUGGCGUUGCCAGUGCACCCUGAAGUGCAGGUGGCUCCCUACUCGUUCGUGUUUAGUGCCGAGCUCAAACCGUUGAGCACAACUCGAUUCCUGGUUAAGCAGAAAGAUCUCGUCGAUGAAGAACCGGUUACUGACAGUGUGGAUGAUAAUGACGACGUGGUUGUGCUGGAGAACCAACUGAUGCGAGCGGAGAUCAGCAAGUCCACGGGCUCCAUCACGAAGCUCGCCAACAAGAAGAAGAACAUUCAAAUCCCGCUGUCUCUUGAUGUCGCGUACUACCAGGCGUUCCAGGCCGACGGUCCCAAGUCUGGCGCGUAUGUUUUCCGUCCUGACUCGAACAAGACGUACCCUGUCACAGGCAAAAUGUCGACACCCAACUCGUUGCCGGACGUGGAGAUGGUGGAGCUGCAUGCUACCGGUAGUCGCACCAGUGUUCCGCGUGUGGCAUUCAAGAUCGGCAACUGGGUGACGCUCGAGUACCGUGUAAACGACAACGACGAGUUCCUGGAGAUCGAGUGGACCGUCGGACCUGUGCCCAUCGACGAUAAGAAGGGCAAGGAGGUGAUUCUGCGCUUCGAUGCUGGCAAGAGCAUCGCAUCUGACGCUACGCUGUACACGGAUUCGAACGGCCUUGAGUUCAUGAAGCGUGUGCGCAACCACCGCGACACGUGGAACUUGACUUUGCACGACAACCAGGAGGCGGUGGCGGCCAACUACUUCCCCAUCACUACUGGAGCGUACAUCAAGGACGCCAAGCACCAAUUGAACGUGGUGACGGACCGUGCGCAAGGAGCAGCGAGUCUAGUGGAUGGUCAGGUGGAGGUGAUGGUUCAUCGUCGUCUGUUGGCUGAUGACAACAAGGGAGUGAGUGAACACCUGAACGAGACGGAGUCCGUGUACGACUCGGCCACGAAGAAGCAAGUGACGAAAGGUCUGGUGGUACGUGGCAACUUCUUCAUCAACGUGGACUCAGCGGAGGACGGUAUGCGCAGUAUCCGCUCGAAGAUGGAGUCGCAGUUCUUCCGUCCACUGACGAUAUACCGCAAACCGGUUCCGUCGGAGGUGGAGGCGAAGGUGCCGUGGUUGACGGUGGGCGAGUUCCCUGAGAACGUGGGCUUGACGACGUUGCAGGAGCUGACGAAGCAGUGCUUGAUGGUGCGUCUGUCGCACUUGUUCGCUGUGGACGAGCACUCGACUUUGUCGAAGCCUGUGACGGUGGACUUUUCGACGUUGUUCUCAGUGAAGAAUUCGGCGGUGUCGGAGGUGACGGAGCUGGUGCUGACUGGCACGAAGGAGCUGGCUGUGGAGGAGGAGGGAGUGGGCAUGCAGUGGAAGACCACGGACGACACGUAUGGAUGGACUCCUCGCUCGCUGCCAGUGAAGGGCACGUCGGUGACGUUGCAGGCGAUUGAAGUGCGUGCUUUCCGCGUGUGCUUCGCGAAGACUGCUGGUUCUGUUACUGUCGAUGAGCCGGAAGAGGACAGCUACGGUGAAUCGCUCGGUGCUGCGCUGCAGGACCUGGCGGAAAUCAUUGCGUAUGAGUAAGAAACGACCACCGAGAAUUCGCCGAGCUAUAUGAGCAAAUAAUGUGUGUCGAUGAAUAACGAAUUACUCGACUUCUACUUUGGUGAAGACAGGUUCAUUUUCGUUCACGAGCCUCGCGUGGAAGGAUCAACGCUUUGUUCGCCCUACUAAAGGCACACGCUUGAGUGAAUUUACUGAUUGUGAACCCUUUUAUCGCCCAACGAUAACUUGUUUACUAAAAAAAUCCAAGCUCCGUCAUCUUCAAUUCCAGAGAAUAACGCAAA
Messenger RNA from Phytophthora nicotianae INRA-310, 3397 nucleotides. RefSeq lists its product as hypothetical. Gene Ontology annotation, molecular function: alpha-mannosidase activity; carbohydrate binding. The coding region runs from base 57 to 3134 and encodes 1025 amino acids. Gene Ontology annotation, biological process: mannose metabolic process. The record is from RefSeq and is a predicted model, not a curated record. Lineage: Eukaryota; Oomycota; Peronosporomycetes; Peronosporales; Peronosporaceae. The transcript has a single exon.